UGUCAACGGUCAAUGUCAAAUAGACAUUUUUGUAGCUUUUGAAGCAAAUGACCUUACGAAAAAACUAAAGUUUUGUGUUUAAUUGUUUUGUACGCAAAAGUAUUUCUUAUUUUCAUAUUAGUUUCAAUUAAGUUGUCAAAAUUUCACAUCGCCCGUAUUUGUUGGCGAAUAUGGAUGAUUAUCUAAGUGACGGCGACGCCGAAAGUGAUGGGGAGGGCGAGGAGGAGCUGAACGAGCACAGCAGCGAGGGCGAAAGCAGCGAGGAUAUGACGCAGCAAGGGGCCGCCGAAGAAGAACAGCACUUCGAUAAAUCUCUGGCUGCGUCACACUCAUACAUGGGUGGCGGGCUGGUGGCGCUACGCGGGCGCUCGGUGCUGGAGCCGGGCUGGCGCGGCCAGCUGCUUGUGGCGGCGCACUCGGGCGCCGUGUUCCCCGGCGAGACCGUGCCCAUGCUGCUGCCCGACCACGAGGACGCCACCCUUCUCAUAGCGGUCAUUCACCAAAAUAAACUAUUUGGCCUGCUGUGUCCCGACGAGACGGGCAGCAUGGUGUCGGGGUACGGCGUGGUGUGCGAGGUGUACGAGGCGGGGUCUGCGGGCGCGGGCCCGGCGCGGGGCAACACUGCGCUGUCCUGCAAGGCUCGAGCGCGCCACCGCUUCCGCCUCCUCGACAUGCCCAAACACCCCAUGCCCAUGCACUCCUACACCAGGAUGCGGUUCGCGGAGGUGCGCAUUUUGCCGGAGCUGCAGCCCGCGGAUCCGCUGCGAUUUGCGCGCCUCGCCAGCCUCGAUAGUCUGCGCACGCCGCGGCCCGCCCCGGCCUCCGCCCCCGCGCUUGCCCCCGGCCACGCCCCCGACUAUGCCCCCGGCGACUCCGGCCCCGGCCCCCGAGACUCGUCCGUGGAGCGACGCGUGCGCGACAUGGACGCGGCGCUGACGCCUUGGCCGCGCUUCGUGUACGAGCUGCUGGACUACCGGCGAGUGCGCGACAAGCUGAUCAACUACUUCAGCACCUUCGACCUCGGCCGGCUGCCGGAGGAGGCGGUGGCGCUCUCCUUCUGGGUGACCUCCAACCUGACGCUGUCGGCGCGCGACCGCCUCGCGCUGUUCGCGGUGGACGACGCGCUGCUGCGUCUGCACAUGGAGCUGCGCUUCAUCGCCAGGAAGAGCGCGCUGUGCUGUGCGGCGUGCGGCGCGGAGAUAGCGCGGCGCGAGGACGCGCUGCCUAUGUCCAGCGAGGGCGUGCACUCCAACUACACCAACUCAGGCGGCUACAUGCACGACAUCGUGACGGUGUCGCGCGCGGGCGGCGUGCAGCCGAGCGGGCGGCGCUCCGCGGAGUUCUCCUGGUUCCCGGGCUACGCGUGGACCAUCCUCGUGUGCGCCGCGUGCAGCGCGCACCUCGGCUGGCGGUUCGACGCGCUGAGCCGCAGUCUGCGCCCGCAGCGGUUCUUCGGCCUGUGUCGCAACUACGUACAGCCGCGCGCCGACGCCGAGCCCGACCGACUGUGAGCCCCGCGCCCACCCGCGCCU
Messenger RNA from Papilio machaon (common yellow swallowtail), 1532 nucleotides. Its product is annotated as protein cereblon. The transcript has 10 exons. Lineage: Eukaryota; Metazoa; Arthropoda; Insecta; Lepidoptera; Papilionidae. The record is from RefSeq and is a predicted model, not a curated record. The coding region runs from base 171 to 1511 and encodes 446 amino acids.